Messenger RNA from Rotaria sp. Silwood1, 507 nucleotides. Lineage: Eukaryota; Metazoa; Rotifera; Eurotatoria; Philodinida; Philodinidae. The record is from the annotation of a GenBank genome assembly.
AUGGUUGAUGUUCUUCAUUCAUUUGUGGAUGUUAAUCAACGAUUUAAUCAAUUAGCAUUUGAUUCUCUUUAUAUUCAUGAUCUUAAUAUGACUACUAUUAUGGAUAUCAGUUCAUUGUACGAUCAAACUUCUUUAAUAGAUCCUAAAGUUCUUUCAAGAAUUUGUGAAAAAGUCUUACCUCGAAUUCACGAUCAAAUAUAUAAACUUACUGUUGAAGAAUAUUCAAUCAAUCAAAUUCUUCUUGCUUCGAAUUAUCCUAAAAUAUAUUCAUUAUCACUUGUAAAUUUUCAUGAAGUAAUAUUUUAUCAAUAUUUAAUGGAUAAUUUAAUUCUUCGUAAUCUUAUCAAACAAAUAACACAUCUUAAUAUUGAUAUUAAAGAGACAACAGAACAUUGUUCGGAAAUUGGUUCAAAAAUUUUUGCAUUAAUCUUAUCUUUAUGUAAAAAAUUAAUUGUUUUGAAUUUUUGUUAUAUGUUUCCUACACGAAAUUAUUCACCUCCACUUUAA